Phytophthora nicotianae INRA-310 is the source of this 1686-nucleotide messenger RNA. RefSeq lists its product as hypothetical. The coding region runs from base 160 to 1554 and encodes 464 amino acids. Lineage: Eukaryota; Oomycota; Peronosporomycetes; Peronosporales; Peronosporaceae. The record is from RefSeq and is a predicted model, not a curated record. The transcript has a single exon.
UGCAGGCAACACGCAAGGCAAGAGGUUUACAGGGACUUCGAAGUUCCACUUCCUCAUUCCCCCCUCGACGUCUCGCGCCAACAGCUCCUCGCCGUCUACAGACGCGCUGGUGCGUGUUCCCCAGCGUCUCGCAGGUCUCCUCCAUCGUCUCUGUGCAUCAUGGACGCACUGAGCUCGCUGUGCUUCACGGCAUCGGCGUCCUCGCUCUACAAUUAUCCAUCAGACGAACUGCAACAACCAGUGCCGGAACCAAUGCCGGUGUCCAAACCCAAGGCGAAUUCGACCGUCACGAUCCUCCCAUCGCCCUCCAGUAAUUCUUCUAAGAUUGACAAAGUCUCUGACACUUCCUCAUGCCUUACGGAGGCCCCAGCGAGCCCUUCAACUCCCACUAACGACCCGCCCAAGUCGAAGCUGGAAAAGGAGAAGCAGAAUCCUACCCAGGAUACACCGUCGCCGUCACCUAUACGCGCCACGGGUAAGAGGAAAAGACUGGACGUAGAUGACGAGCUGACGUCGUUCAUAACCCCCACGGCCACCAAACGCAAGGCCAGUAGCGAUUUCCUUCGGAAGGGUCAAUGGACCAGCACCGAGGAGAGACUUGCUCGUCUCUUGAUCGAGGCCUUUGAAGAAGGAUACCUUCCAAUCUACACAGGUAUCCGACUGCGUGGCUACUUGGCCGUGCAGCUACAAUGUGACCCCAUGCGGGUGUCCAAGAAGCUCUGCGCUGGUACUAUUGACGGCAAGCAGGUGCCCAAGAACUAUGGUCAAAAGAAGUUUAAACUACGUAAAAAAUCUCUCUGGGACUCGGUCGAGGCGGCAAGUCGGGUUGCAGAGCUCCAAAGACUCACCAAAGCAAUGUGGACCGAGGCACGCAUGAGGAAGCCCUCGUUCCUCACGCUAUCGAGUACUCGCAACUUGACCAUGCGACGGGAAUGUGAUGACGAUGACGACUCGGUAUCGUCACCACCAAGUCCAGCUAGGGGCCGCUCUCCAUCGUCAACUCCCAGAGCGAAGAAGCAGAAGGUGUUUCCUAUCAUUUAUUUAAACCUGUCCAAGCUCAAACGCUAUUCUGGCAGAGGUCACAGCAGCGACAGCGAUCCUGCAUCCAAAGACUCCGACUCGGACAGUGAACCCGUGAGGCUGGACGGAGAAUCACUGCAGGCUGCAUACGAUCUGCUGACGUUGUGCAGUCCACGGGGAACUACCAAAUCCAAGUCCAAAAGGUCCAAGAAAGUCGGCCAAGAGACCGCCAAGGGCUCUGUGGAAUCUAGCGAAGACAAUGUCAGAGUGGACGGCGUAGAGGUGGACGCCCAAAUUAAGGAUGAGCCUCGUGAGUCUAACGAUGGUGGCGUUCCCAGCGAGGGCAAGUCUGAUGAGGGCAAAUCCAGUCAGGAUACAAGCGAGAGCAAGCCCGUUAAGGAGGCCUUGGUCACUGAUUCCGUGGAAGUUGCUAUGGAGGACACUCCUAUGGAUGCCACCCUCGUCCAAGAAUGCAGUGAUGCUAACGAGGGCAAUGAUGAAGUCUCGAUGAAGAGCGAGUCGCCGUCUGCGUAAUGUCGGCAGUCUAUGUCAACCAACGCACCAGUGGUGCCCAUCAAAUUGCUUUAAGGGAAGCUAGAGCUUGAAGAACUCUAGCAGCAAACUCAUGUCGUUCUGUAAUAAAUCGCGUGUCAUUGAAUUCUUCGA